Molecule: messenger RNA, 649 nt
Organism: Porites evermanni
Lineage: Eukaryota; Metazoa; Cnidaria; Anthozoa; Scleractinia; Poritidae
Source: the annotation of a GenBank genome assembly
AUGGAGAGUGGAAGCAUACCUGACAACAGGAUAACUGCCUCAUCUCAGAUCUCCCAAGCCAAGAACGGGCGAUUGAACAGAAAAGGAUCUUGGUGUGCGUCCACAAGUGAUAACAAUCCCUACCUGGAAAUUGAUUUACAGACAUUUCAUAUCAUAUGCGCCGUGUAUACCCAGGGGGAUUCCCUAGCAGACAAUUGGGUGAAGACAUACAGUCUACAGAUAUCAACCGAUGGAACUUUUUGGACAAAUUACAACGAGUUUGGAAAAGUUAAGGUAAACUGCAUACCAUUAUUUUCUGUUAGCAGCUCACUUUUCAGGGAAGUACUUUUAACUCUUUUAUUCCCAAAACUGAAAUCUAGGUCAAACAAAAAAAAUGUAAACUGCUGAAAAACAAAUAGUGCAAUGAGAAAGCACUGCCAAAGAGGUUUCAUUUCAACGAUCACGCUAUUUUUCUAUCAUUACAUUGAUUUUAGAUCUUUUCGGGAAAAGACCGUUGACAGAGACAGAGAAAAUGGACAUUAUCAAUUAAGGGUUGUUAACGAAAUGGCUGCGAUUUGUAGCAAAAAGAAGUCAUAACAAGUUUUGUAUGAGAACCGAGCUGUACGGAGUGAAGCAAAAGUCAGGUAAAUCAGUUCUGACUUUAAAGUGA